AUGCACUGUGGCGUUUAUACUAAUCAGAUUCCACAGCCCAGCUUCGUUUCUGGGGAAUCUCACGAGUUAGAAGGCGACUCAAGCAUUUCUAUUGCUGUGUCCUGGAGCACACUAGACCAUCAAACAUCACUAGCCAUGCGUCCUAGCACCUCCAAACUUCCACCGACCGGACAACCUCUCCCCGUCGGCACCGCCACCCGACUAACCACUGGCCUCCGCCAGCGUCUCACUACUGCAGCCGCUGCCGGCUCCUCCUCCGGUACCUCCGCCCUUAACACUGAACUGAGCAUCGAAGACCGGCCGAUCACUGCGCAGGGCCUUAAAACUGCCCCAAAAGGGCCUCAACGCUGGCGCCGACAGGUGGAGGAUCGGGCCUACUUUAUUGGAGUGCUUCGAGGCCACAUAAACGCGAUCACCGGCGAGUUGAACAUCAUUGUCGCGCAGCAUGAAGAAGCGGAGAAGGAAGCGCAGAGCUUUGUACAGUACGAGAAGAUGGCAGAGGCAUUGGCAGCCGAGUUGAGGGCACUUCAGGGUGAAUUAGGCGAUUACAACACACUGGUCGACAAGGCAACUCUGGGUCACGACAUCUCCACAAUCGAACUGGACUGGGAAGAUGUGAAGGCCGCUAAUGAGAGAGCAGAAAUGACGCUCGAGCGAUUUUUCGAGGAGCGCAAGAAAAAGGAGGCUCAAUUGAAAGCGUUGGAAUUGGAAAUUGAGCAGGAAAAGAAGAUCGCCGAGAGCGUUGUGGAGGAGAUGAAUGACGAACAGAAGGCAGCCUAUCUGAAAUUACGCGAUUUUAACGACCACCUUCUUCAACAACUGACCAUCGGACAGAACAAAAUCGCUCAAAUGUCCGCGCGUCGAAGUGAACUGGAGACUGAUAUCUCCACUUCUAAGAUCAAGCAAGAGGCAAUGCGCAUAUUGGGCCAACUGCGGGAGGUAGAGGCUAAGAGGGACCAACUGCAAGCUGAAGAGGCCAACAAGGAGGAUCCUCAGGCUGAACGGGAGCGUCUACUGGCCAAGGUAAAGGAGGACAAUCGGGAGACGGCGAAUAUGGACAGAGAAAUCCGCGAACUCAAUGAAAUGAUUUGUUCCGAUGAGUCCACUCUGCACCAACUCACCACCCAACUGAAAGACGACAGUUCCAACGAGCGUACACAGAAGAUUUGGGAGCUCCAACGACGCGAGGCUCAAAUUGAAGCCUUCCUCACCUCCUAUGAGACCGCGCGAGCCGAGGAGGUCGAAGGAUUGGCUUCAACCGAGGAUCAGAUUGUUCGCGCACUGGAGCGCUGCGCACAGUACGUGGUGAGUACAGAGCAGACAAUGGAAAUGAGGAGCAGUGGUGGUGGGAAUGGUGUGGAGGCAGUUGCGGAUCAAUUGAAGUUCAAGACACGGGAGAUGAGCAAGUCGGCAAACACGGCAGAGGCUUUGGAUGCCGAGAGAACGAGAUUGCAGAGAGAUUUGCAGAAGAUUGAUCAGUUGGAGGGGAAGAUUACUCAGGAGUUGCAGACGCUGAAGAAGAAUAUCGCCUCAAUGGAGGCCGAUUUGAAGAAGUUCAAUGACCUCACCUCAGUUGGCGAAGCCACGGAGGAGAAAAAAGCAUCUUUGAUGCAGGAGCAGGAGCAUCUGCGAGAGACUCGGGAAAAUCUCGCCACCCUCACUACCCAACUGACAGACGCGUGUACAGCUGUUGAGGUGCAGCUGAACGCCCAAGAGACGCAUCUUCAAUUGUGCUCGCUGGAGAAGCGAUUGGUGGCAAGUGAACAGACCCGCCGCGCAUUGGCAGAGAGUGUGGCGAAGAAACGAGCUGCCUGUGAUUUUGCUCCAGCCACUAAGAAGGCACAAGGCCUCCUAAAGGAUUACAAUGAAGCCCUCAAGGCCGCACUCAAGGUCAAACCGGUGGGAAUUUGA
Echinococcus granulosus is the source of this 1911-nucleotide messenger RNA. RefSeq names its product Intraflagellar transport protein. The transcript is spliced from 9 exons. Gene Ontology annotation, biological process: cilium assembly; intraciliary transport involved in cilium assembly. Lineage: Eukaryota; Metazoa; Platyhelminthes; Cestoda; Cyclophyllidea; Taeniidae. The record is from RefSeq and is a predicted model, not a curated record. Bases 1 to 1911 code for a protein of 636 amino acids. Gene Ontology annotation, cellular component: centrosome; cilium; intraciliary transport particle B. Gene Ontology annotation, molecular function: beta-tubulin binding.